Neurospora crassa OR74A is the source of this 3749-nucleotide messenger RNA. RefSeq lists its product as hypothetical. The transcript has 5 exons. The record is from RefSeq and is a predicted model, not a curated record. NCBI's taxonomy places the organism in Eukaryota, Fungi, Ascomycota, Sordariomycetes, Sordariales, Sordariaceae. The coding region runs from base 1765 to 3021 and encodes 418 amino acids.
UGGUGGCUCCACGAAGCACCUCGCACACCACGCGGCCUCCUUGUCGGCCCUUGUCGCUCCCUGUCCAUCUCCUCAUCACAUCCGGGGUCGUAUCAUUCAUCCAGCCGUGAAACCCUCGCGAUCUUCGACCCACUUCUUCCCUAACUUCAGAAACUUUUGGAUGCAGCGGUUUGUAUCUGCGUUUUCUGAACAAUAAACCCCGAUCAAGCAUUCCCAUAUUGUCUUUCGUUUCUGGCUUGUUCGGUUUCCUUUAACUGGCAUUCAUCUUUGUCGAUGCUGCGGGUUCUCCGGCGUUUUCACAUUCCCAUUGGCAAGUAUCGAACUUUUCCCUGGUCCGGUCCACGCAACUUUUCUGCUGCAUGGGACCCGCGCCGACCGGGAUCGCUGAAAGAGGGUUAGUCACCCCUUGUUGUCGUAUUAAGCAGCGCCCCUCCCCCCUCCCUUGUGCGAGACCCGAUUUCUUUACUUCCUCAUGCGUCGAGCGAGGUCAAUUCGCCUUAUUAUCUGCCGCUCCCGCUCCUUCGAUAACUAUCAAGCUCUGGGGGAAUCCCUUCCGCUAACACCAACUUCACAUCUGGUCGACGUCAGUUCUUCAUCAACCCCUAUAAGAAGAAUUCUCGCACCAACAAAUGAUAUCGGCACGCCCCAGGCAUCAGAUCGGAUUUUAAAACAGUAUCAGACGAAACAAAUUUUUGAGACUACAGCCGCAGAGUUAGUAGCUGGGGUAGAUUUCUUGUUAAUCAUUGCUGCCAAUCAACGUCAAUAGCCUGUUCAGCUGUGGAUCAUUUGGUCUUGACGUCAGCGAGAAACUCCACCAUCGAACGUCGCAGCCCUGCUGUUCCGAACACCACCUCACCAAAAACCUGAACCCCCAGUCCCAGGCUUGUCCGUCGCUCCCCCACAACUGAGCCUGUCGGUUGUUUCUCUGCGUCUCGGAGUGGAGAGAAGUCCCUACGGAUCGUCUUGGAUCGCCGCGCCUUCAGACACUAAAUCGGCUAAUCAAACCAGGGAGCUGAAGCCAGAACACUUACGAUAUUAUCUGGACAUUUGGGCAUUGGCGAUUGCCGUCGCUUUAGCAUUUUGACAGUUAAAAGGUUUGGCAUCUGACACGCCGCGCGCCACCGACGCACUUACAGCGGAGCCGACCGUCGCAGAAAACCCAUAAAAGAAACGCAAGCGCUGAGUCUUGGUUAGCGGGCUUGCUUUGCUGGUACCUUCUGCGUCGUGGCCGACGAUUUGUCCGAUUUUCCAGCGAACCACGAACGACAUCCGCUUUCACCCCAGCCACCCGGGGUGCAAGGACACACUUUCCCUGAUUUUCUAGAGUCUGCGACAAUAAGAUCGCGGAACGCAGCCCGCCAACCCAAGACAAAACACUCAGGGCAACCACUAGGGGUAAAUACCCACGCCGGCCCACUCUCUAGUCCACAUCAACCGCUCUUUGGACGCUAUCUGAACAUUUUGUCGUUGCUUCUCCCAUAUUUGCCCGCGCGAAUACCACUUUGGAUACCUACAGCUCUUGGCCCGGCUAUUGUUGCCGAAAAGCAUCUGUUUCUUAAAAAAAGACCCUUGCGAUAAGCAGGCAUCUGAUCCGUCCGAACCUGCGCGCGAUCAGAAACCAUCACGGUCUUGUCUCCAUCUGCACCAUCGACAGGGUCUCGAUACCCCAGGCUCAUCACGGACCCUCCCCCCACCGCUCUCGUUGCACCCCCGGGCUUUGCCUAGAAUACAGAUCAAAACCCUCGCGUUUCCCGGUCAGCCAAGAUGGCGACUUCCAACAGAUACCCCCCGAACUCAAAUUCGCACCAAGUCCAGCAGGCACAACUGCAGGGACAACAGUACCAGCAGUCACAAGCGCCCGUCGCUCCUACCACUCAGACAAAGGGCCGCCCACCGAGUUCCCAACGCAAGUCGAGAGCCUUCAGCUUCCGAUCGGACAAGUCUCACGACGCCAAGGAGCAAAAGCUUGACUUGCACGAAACCAGUGCCGAGAAGGACGCCAAACGGUUACAUACUAAAGCCGACCCUACCUUGGCCAUGAACGAGGCAGAGCCAUCCGAGGUGGCCGCGCACGUUAAGUCAUCGCUCGCUUCUUUGCGGAAUGUGCAGCACAAGGAUGUCUUUGGAAAUCCAAUCGCCGACCCCGAUCGCUCAAAUCCCACCCGCAGUCGUUGGGAGCGCCCUCUAGAUACCAUUCGGAGCUUCGAGGCCGCCAUUGAUGGAGCUUACAGCAAUCGUAGGUCCAUUUACCGCUCAGACUCGGAGUCAACCUGGGGCAAUAACGGCAGACGAAACAGUUAUUAUGGCACAAAUGGCCCCGGUUACUACAACAGCCGACCAGCUUCGGCAAUGUAUCCGAACCGUCAGGACGGCAGCCAACAUGACCUGAGGCAAGCACCACGAGACACUUACUACGAUUACCAGUCAGGAUACAACAGCGGGUAUUCCUCCCCGCCUCAGAGUCAAGGCAGACGUCGGGAUCCCAGGAUCAUGCCUAACCCGCAAUUCUCUUCGCCGUAUCAAUCGCCGAGCGCGAACGACUACCCGAUCCCGAGUAACCAUCGCUCGUACGAGACCGUUGCCUCGGCAUCUGGAAGUGAUCCAUUGGGGUAUCAGACUGAUCCGACAAGUAGUGACAACAGUUCGAUUGAACGAGCUCAAGCGGGGCCAGUUUCCAAGCGACCGUCGGAACCAGCAAAUGAUUAUGGAAUAGGAUUCAGCCAGAACACCGAAUAUUCACCAUCAGCUUUCACAGUUGGCUACAACGGGAAACCUGCCACGGGCAUGAACAGCGGUGGAGUAAACAACUACCAAGCGAACGGUACGUCUGGCUUCGCCAACAACAACCUCAACAACUUCGGUCAGGGAAGCCCCAGCGUUGCACCAGUCACAGCGCCUGCUCCGCCCCAGAAAGACACCCGGACACUACAGAAAAAGUCGACGAACGAUACCAUUCAACCAGAAAGGCCGGGCGUCCCGGAGAAGCGCAAGAGUUGGUUUUCGCGCAAGCUGAAGAGGUAGGCUGGUCUACUGAGACUGGAUGUUCGGAUAACGAUUUUGUCGUUUAUUCGACUAUGAUAUGAUAUUGAUGAAGACUUGCUUGUCGGGCCUUGCCACUUUUUGGCUCGCUUUCUUUUACGAUGGAUACCCACGCCUUCGCCUACAUGCCAUCCAGGGAACGUCUGAUGAGCGUUCGGAGGCAGUCGGCCGAACAUUCCCAAUCAUUGAUAGGUGUAAUGGAGGUAUCAUUAUGACAGAAUUUCUUGUUUUAAGACUGAGGUUUGCGGGAAGUUAUCUUCGGACAUGAAGUGGUCAUGAAACGCCGGUGUUCCAUGAAGGAUUCAGAUAAUGUUGUAAUGAUAAUGUGGGAAUGGAUUGCAAUCGAGAUGGAAAGCUAUAACUACGCAAGGAACAAGGUAUUGUUAGGGAUGAUGGGCGCAAUGUGUGUGAUGAGGGAUGAGUCAAAGGAUCUCUUUUGUGUUCGACGUGAAACAGGAUUACAGCGGCUAGAAAUCACCCGAAUGAGGGUGAAGGGAAAACGCAUUGAUCUGGAGAGCGGAUGGAAGACUCGUCAUUCAGGCACACCCUUGCAGGAGAUCUGCACCUGCUCUUUACUGUCUCUGCGACGAUAUCCUCGGGAGAUGGAGUAUAUACGUGGGCCAGGUAUAAGCGAAUAGAUUAACCCUUGUUUGAUUGGACAAAUGGCUUGAUCAUUGCCCAUCACUGUGAAGUUGUUAAAUACAGUAAAG